This is a messenger RNA of Etheostoma cragini (Arkansas darter), 5682 nucleotides long. Its product is annotated as neural cell adhesion molecule 2-like. Lineage: Eukaryota; Metazoa; Chordata; Actinopteri; Perciformes; Percidae. Gene Ontology annotation, biological process: cell adhesion. Gene Ontology annotation, molecular function: protein binding. The record is from RefSeq and is a predicted model, not a curated record. The coding region runs from base 294 to 2762 and encodes 822 amino acids. The transcript is spliced from 19 exons. Gene Ontology annotation, cellular component: membrane.
GGGAGCCCCAUCUGCUGCCACACGGGGGGAUAAGAAGAAAGAUUGAUGGCACACAGCUUCUCCAAGCGUCAUCCCACUUGGGUCUGACUCAGAAACAAUGGUCUUGACACUAUCAGACUGCUGCUUCCAGCAGUGAGGGUGAAGAGAAGUGGUGCUGAGGUGGGGGCGGUGGGGUCCACGGCGCAGAGAACUCAGUGCUCAGUGAACGAGCGGCGAGCGGGAGCGCGCGUAUUGGAAGGAAGGGAAGGAAGGAGCUGAGGCAGAUCAGUCGCCAGCGGAGCCCCAGACAGCGGAUGAACAGAGCCGAGCGUGUGUGUCGCCCUUGUCGUUUUUUUACAGCAGCUGAAAGCAGAGUCCGGCGGCCCGAAACCUGCCCGAACAUGAUGCUCCAACUCGUCCAUCUCCUCGGGUUGCUCGUCUGCGGCAGUCAAGCUGCACUACAAGUGUCCAUAUCCUUGAACAAAGUGGAGUUAAGUGUCGGAGAGUCCAAGUUCUUCAUCUGCACAGCUAUUGGCGAGCCAGUGAGGCUGGAGUGGUACAACCCCCAGGGCGAGCGCAUCGUGCCUUCCAAGCGGAUGGCGCUCCACACGGAGUCGUCACGAUCCAGGCUCAUCAUUUACAACGCCAUCAUCGAGGACGCGGGUAUCUACCGCUGCCAGGCCACCGAUGCCAGCGGUCACACCGAGGAGGCCUCGGUCGUGCUGGAGAUCUACCAGAGGCUGACGUUUCGGGAUGUUCAGUCACCGCAGGAGUUCCGCCACGGUGAGACGGCGGAGGUGGUCUGUGAUGUCAUUAGCUCUCCGGUGCCCGUGGUGGUGUGGUACUACCAGGACAAAGAGAUCACUGAGGAGCACCACAGCAGGUUCCAGUUGCUGACAAACAACAAUCUCCAGAUCCAACAGGUGACCAAGGCUGACGAGGGCGUGUACCGCUGCGAGGCCAGUGUAGAGGCCCGUGGCGAGAUCGAUUUUGUGGACAUCGCAAUGGUAGUCAACGUUCCUCCGGUGUUGUCAGUGUUCCAGCAGUCCUUCAAUGCCACAGCUGACUACCAGGAAUCAGUCACCUUUACAUGCAUGACCUCUGGAUCUCCUGACCCUGUGGUGACAUGGCACAGGAAAGGGCAGCAGCUGGAGCCAUCCGAGCAGUACAUCAUCACCAGGCUGGAAGCCGGGCGGAGCAUGUUAACCAUCCGCAACAUCCGCCAGGGCGACGGGGGCACCUACACCUGCAAGGCCACCAACAAGGCAGGGUCCCAGGAAAGGGAGAUCUUCCUCAAAGUCUUUGUCCAGCCCCACAUAACCCAGCUGAAAAACGUGACGGCUGUAGAGGGCAGCGCCGCUAUGAUCUCCUGUGUGGCCGAGGGGGAGCCUCUGCCCGACAUUUCCUGGAGGAGAGCCAGCGACGGCCAGACCUUUGUGGACGGAGACAAGAGUCAGGACGGGCGCUUUGAAGUCCGUGGUCGUCACGGAAAAUCAGUGUUGACCAUCAGCGGUGUGAGGCUCACAGAUUUGGGCCGAUUUGACUGCGAGGCGCUGAGCAGGAUCGGGGGUCAUCAGAAGAGCAUGUUCCUGGAUAUUGAGUAUAUACCAAAGUUCCUGACCAACCACACAAUCUAUUACUCGUGGGAGGGCAACCCAGUGAACAUAAGCUGUGAUGUAAUGUCCAACCCUCCUGCCACCAUGCUGUGGAGGCGAGAGCGCUUCACCAUCUCCGCGGAGGGAACUGCCAACACCAGGGUACACAGUGCAGAUGGAAAGUCUGUGCUGGAGGUGACUCCUAUGUCAGACAGGGACUUUGGCCGCUACAACUGUACAGCCAGGAACAACAUUGGAGUUCGAUACCAGGAGUUCAUUCUGGCCCAGGCAGAUGUACCAUCAAAUCCAUACUCAGUGCGUCUCUCAGCAGUUUCCCAGCGCUUAGCAACCGUCACAUUCAUGAAACCCGACUCGCAUGGUGGAGUACCCAUCAGCUAUUACCUGGUCCAGUACAAGGAGGUGGGCUCACAGGACUGGAGGGACGUCAAGUCGCACAGCAUCCAGACGACGGUGGUGCUGACGGGCUUGGAGCCCAACACCACGUACGACGUUCGAGUGGCAGCCGUCAACGGAAAGGGUCAGGGAGAGUUCAGCCACACGGAGACCUUCCAGACUUUACCCAUCCGAGAGCCGAGUCCGCCAGCGGUCCAUGGGCAGAGGGGGAUGGGCAAGGCCUACAGGCUGGGGCUGGUCAAGCAGGACGAUGGAGGGAUGCCCAUCGUGGAGUAUAUAGUCAAGUACAAGACUGAUAAAGAGGAACAGUGGAUGACCAAGCUUGUCCCAGGAGCAAAUGACUUUGCAAUGCUGCAGCCGCUGCAGUGGAACACAAGAUAUGAAGUGGAAAUCACAGCGCGUAAUGUCAAGGGCCUGUCGGAGCCCACCUUCUAUCAGUUCUUCAUGCCACAGAAACCUGACAUCACAGCAGAAUCCCUGUUCAGCGGCAUGGGGCUGGGGACGGUGGUGGGCCUGGGCCUGGGAGCACUGCUGCUGCUCCUCGUGCUGGUGGACGUCAGCUGCUUCUUCCUGCGUCACUGCGGCCUGCUGAUGUGCAUCACGCGCACGCUGUGCAGCAAGAAAACAGCCACCAGCGGCAAGGGCAAAGAAAUAGAAGAGGGCAAGGCCGCCUACCUGUACACCUACAACAGCCGCCCAACCACCCUUUCAACCACAGAAACUACCGCUGAAGGAAGAAAAUGGAAAAGAGUCUCUCAAGCCGGAUACAAUUGAAAUCAAAGUGCACAGUGACAACAGCAUCCACACAAAGCCCGACGACAGCAAAGCGUAAAACGGGUCGGUCGCCUUCCCCAACAAAAGAACAUUCGGAUCACGAGACCAAAACCCAGAGAAAUUACAACACUGGAAAAUAGUGGAGGAAAAUCCCUUAUCUGUUUAUAACAAUGCCCCAGUGACAGGCAUGUGUAAAUACAAAUAAUAAGGAGAAAAUAGAAAGAGAGAAAGGGUCAACCUUUUGGACACCCUGAGUGAUAAAUGUAUCAUGUUCUUAAAAACAUGGCAUCAGUGAAAGGCUCUUGUUGAUCAAUGAUUGUUUUUCUGUUCAUAACUACAACACUUUAUUGAUCAUGGCAUUGUUUUACAGCCCACAUCAGACUUUCAUGCAGUAAAAUAGUGAUAAACAAGCCCCCACUAUGUCUUCUUACACAAAGCUGGUAUGCUAGUGUGCCCCUUCGCUCACACCGCCAAUGCUCUUGUAUUUUUUAUUUUUAUUUUUUAUUUAUUUUCAUUGUUUGAGUGAAUACAUGGGCCAACCCUGGAUAUCACAAUUAUUUAAAUCCAAUCUACUGUUUCCAUGCCUGAGUGUUUCACUACAGCAACCUUUUUAUGCCUUUUAAUAGCCGAGCUAGGUGCCUGGCUAAUGUUAGGCAAAUGCUGAGCCAUUAUGUUAAAGGCCAGACAACUUCAAUGACAAAAGGUCUUUAUGAGAUGUUGAGAUUUCAUUGCUUUGGUUCCCAGUAACAUUUCAAGGGUGAAAAUCUGUAUCAACCAGGGCCGGGUCAUUAAUUACUAAGGAAUUUGGAUGAUAUUUAAUGAAUAAUACUUACUGAAGGGCUAUUGUGGACUUUGUGUUGCAAGAAAACAAAAAAAGACAAAAAGAAAGUAGCAGUCUGUGAAGUAAUGUGCAUCGAUGCCAUUGUUAGUAAAACCUUUUAUAUUAACACUGAACAUUGUUGAUGAUCUCGGACGUUCUCAUUUUCCCACAAUUUGUGCAUAAGUAGGUUUUAUUCAUCUGUUUGCAAACUGAAUUUACGGUUCAGUCCACUGUACCUGUGCCAGAGGUUAACGCCAAUGUGCGCUUUGGAAUGCAGCUUGAGUAAUGAAAAAAACAAAUGUGUUUAAAGGCCACAAAUGCCCUGAAUGGUGUCAUGUAAUUGUUGCAAUGUGAAUGGUAGGACUCAAGGCAUGGGAACAAACGAGUCUGACAAGAAAUAAAUCAACUUGAGUGUCAUGUACUGUAUGUUUCGGAUUAUAACCGUUUAUUUCUUCAUUCAUGUCUCGGAUCUGCCUCAGAUGCAUUUCUGUUUCCUGGUCUGAUCGCUAUUCUCUCUGGUGUUGUCAUGUGUUGUACAUAGGUGGAAAAAAAAAGAAUAUUUUACAGAGCUUUUAUGUAAAUAUACCCCAAAGGAUGUCUUUUUCAAAAUGCAACAGGCUUGGCUUUUUUUGUGAACGCUCCUCGGAUGAAAAGCUUAUUUUCAUUUUCAUUUUUCUUCCUCUGUUGUGUUUUGGUCCAAAGUUCAGUGAUGGUGUAAUAUUGCUUUUUCUUGUCAUUUGCUUUCCCUUAAGAAAAUCCAUGCCCUAAAGCUAUUAUAUGUUAUUUCAAUGGAGACAGUAAUUACGGCAUUAGUGUGCCUUCUCUUCUUUUUUUCCUCCCCCUUUGUGGCCCAAUGCAGCUGCAGCAGUCUAAACCUUCAAAAUGAAUUUUGAUUAUUCUGCUUUUUGCCACAGAAUGUGUUAUAAGAUUGAGUUUUAUUGUGGUGCUGUGAACUCUGGGAAAUGUAGUUUAAGAAUCGUGGAUUGUAGUCAACGACACUGGACAGAAACAGACCUGUAGAACUACCAGAUGUGACCAGAUGUCAUGUUUCGUGCGUGCAGAUGUGCGUGCGUGCGCAUGCAUGAGUGAAUCCACUUGUCAACAUGAAUCAGGUUGCAUGUAUGACUGUUGAAUGUAUCUGCACGUACUCUAAGUAAAUCUGUGUAUGUUUGAGUAUGUGUGCCCAUUAAGAUUUUUCACAAUAAGUCUCCCAAUAUUAAAUAAUAACCCUAAAUUUAAAGAGUCAAUAUCCUACUAUUCUGGCACUCAUGUUAUAUUAAUUAUUUGUAAAAGAAAUUAUGUGUUAAUUUAUCUAUUUAUAUUGGGAAAAAAAGGUAUGAAGGAGUAUACCUCAAGUUCCAUGAUGCAUCGGGCAGCUCUUCAAGUCAUAUACAGUAGGUUGUGAUGACCACGUGCUAAGUAUGAAUGUCCGAGUGCUGUGAGGCUUCCUCUGUGAGUCGGCGAGAGCUCUCCCUGUGAGUUUCAGAGUGCGCUGUGAUAGGUAAAACCUGAUUAUGUAGUUCUCGACAGUGAUUCAUUCGCCAGGCUGCAGCACUCCACGCAUGUGUCUGCGAGCCCCCGCCACUAUUCCCUCUCAGACUCCAUUCAUUUUUAUCUCAGACCUCAUAGCCCUGGCUUUGUUUUCUCCCAGCGAGCCCUUGUACCUGCAUAUCUGAAAUGGAUGGUCCUGCCAUGGAGUGGUUCCGCUGCCUGUUACGAUGACUGUAAAUAUGGGAGCACAGUGCCUGGAGGCUAUACGAUUUGUACAUGUUCUUUUGUAUUUGAAUAUGACUCUAAAUACCGACCCACCCUUACCUUCUUAUCCUCUACACCGCACCCCCUUGUCCAUUUCUCUCUGUCUCCUCCACCUUUGCCUUGGUCCUUUUUCUGUAGGGGGUAAAGCAGGUGUGUUUGAGCUCAGUGUACAGUGUGUGUCCUCUUUGUCCCCCUGCUCGCCCCCCCCCCGUGUCCCCUUGGACUGUCCCUGCUGAGUGUCUUUGUGCAGGAGGUGGGAACUAUUGAUGUCUCUCUGUACGUACCUGUGGAACACUUGUGACUCCUGUCAUUUGCCGCUGUAAAUAAACAUGUCCUGGUAGAAGA